Messenger RNA from Petromyzon marinus (sea lamprey), 6804 nucleotides. RefSeq names its product RNA-binding protein Nova-1-like. The record is from RefSeq and is a predicted model, not a curated record. Gene Ontology annotation, molecular function: RNA binding. NCBI's taxonomy places the organism in Eukaryota, Metazoa, Chordata, Hyperoartia, Petromyzontiformes, Petromyzontidae.
GGCAGCCGCCUCGAUAUCUGUGCCGUGAUCUCAUCGCGAUCGGCACAUGCGAGAAGGCCAUUGUUGUCGUUGUUUUAGAUCGCGGCUCACGUAUCCACAUGUCAUUGUGCACUCCGACCGGCGACCGCAUUCAGAUCAUCGACUCGGCUCGCGCUUUGCCAACUCCGCCCGCCGGUUCAAUCGCCGGCGGCACGUGGCUUCGAGUCGGAAUUCGAAUCGAGCGUCUCAGCUGAUUCCGGCGGAUUCAAGCAGCGCCGCACCGACACCAUCGCUGAGCGGCACCCCCCAGACGCACGAGAUGUUCUCCCGCGCGUGGUUUGAAUGCCAGGUGGUGAUGGAUGCCGCGUGAUCCGACUGCCGGAGGCUGCGUCUUGCGAUGCGGGGCCACGCAGAGCCGCGGCUCCUCGUCACGUCCACGGGCUGCUGGGGACGUGAGUCCAAGGAGAGGAGAGGGGAGGGGUAGAGGAGGGGACAUCGUGGCCCGGGCAUCGCCGCUAGUGGCUCGGCUCUCGGCUCGGCUCUCGGCUCGAGCGGCAGAGAGAGGGAGGGAGAGAGCAAGCGGCAGCGGCAAUGAUCACAAUGGCCAGCCCCGCAACAUCCCAGCAGCAGCAGCAGCUCGAACUGGCCCUGGAGCUCGACCCUCCAGACUCCCGCAAGCGGCCGCUGGAGACGCCCACCGAGGCGGGCAGCACCAAGAGGAGCAACACGGCCGAGGAAGGCCUGUACUUCCUCAAGAUUCUCAUUCCGAGCUAUGCAGCGGGCUCCAUCAUCGGCAAAGGUGGGCAGACCAUCGUGCAGCUGCAGAAGGACAGUGGCGCCACAAUCAAACUCUCCAAGUCCAAGGACUUCUACCCCGGUACCACGGAGCGAGUGGCGCUCAUCCAGGGCGCCCCGGACUCCCUCAACGGGGUGCACUGCUUCAUCGCCGACAAGAUCCGCGAGAUGCCCACCGCCAGCGGCAAGUCGGAGGCCAUCAGCGUCCUGCAGCCGCAGACGACCGUCAACCCUGACCGCAUGAAGCAGGCAAAGAUCUUGGUCCCAAACAGCACCGCUGGCCUCAUCAUCGGUAAAGGGGGCGCAACGGUGAAGGCCAUCAUGGAGGCAUCUGGCUCCUGGGUGCAGCUCUCUCAAAAGCCAGAGGGCAUCAACCUCCAGGAACGUGUCAUCACGGUCAGCGGUGAGGCCGAGCAAAACCAGAAGGCCAUUGAGCUUAUCCUGCAGAAAAUCCAGGAAGAUCCGCAGAGCAGUAGCUGCCUCAAUAUUUCUUACUGCAACCUGUCGGGUCCCGUCGCCAAUUCAAACCCGACGGGGUCACCGUACGCGAAUUCGGCGGAGAUGCUGCCCGGCUCGGCGAUGGCCGCCGGUCUGCUGGGCCAAACCAAUCUGGCCACGGUGGCCGCCUUCCCCACCCUCGUGUCGGGCUUCAACGGCAACGACCUGGUGGCCAUCUCUUCGGCCCUCAACACACUGGCCAGCUACGGCUACAACCUAAACCCUCUGGGCCUAGGGGUCAGCCCCGCCGGGGCGACCGGCAUGCUCGCUGCGGCGGCCUCGAGCUCCAACCCCGCCGCCGCCGCCGCGGCAAACCUGCUGGCCAGCUACGCCAGCGAGGUGGCCGGGGUGGGGCCCGGCUCCGCGCAUUUUCCCCUGGGGGGGCUUUCCGCGUCCGCCCUCACCAACGGAUAUUUCGCGUCAUCGCCCCUGACGGCGGGCGCCAUUCUCACCGCGGAGAAAUCGUCGGAGGCGAACAAGGACAUGAUCGAGAUCGCCGUCCCCGAGAAUCUGGUCGGUGCCAUCCUCGGCAAAGGCGGAAAGACGCUCGUGGAAUACCAAGAACUGACGGGGGCGCGCAUCCAGAUCUCCAAGAAGGGAGAGUUUAUCCCUGGGACGCGUAACCGGAAGGUGACCAUCACGGGGACAACCGCCUCGACGCAUGCCGCUCAGUAUCUCAUCACGCAGCGCAUCACGUACGAGCAAGGCGUCCGGGCUAGCAACCCGCAGAAAAUUGGUUAGGCCCGCCUGCUAUUCUUGUGACCAACAAGUUAAUGCAACGGUAAAAAAAAAAACCUUGACUGAUCCAGUUUGGGGGGGAGGGGGUGGGGGGGGGAGAGGUAGUAGAUGGGGGAGGAAGGUUUCUGUUCAAAUUAACAGAUACUGCUCAAUAAUUAAUUUCAUCAUCAGUUUCAUCUUUGAGAUACAUUUUACUUCAUCGUUUGUGAAUGUUUAUUUUUGUUUGGCAUAUUCAUAUAUUUCUGCUGACCUCAAAAGUGUUACUUUUCACAAUUUUAAUUUUGAAACUGCGUUGAUUAAGACUUACUUGGUCGUAUCAGCGAUUACACUUUAUAACCGAAAAAAUAUAUAUUUGCCUAAAUAUGACAAAUGUCAAAUGCGUGCAGUCGCUGUUGUAUUUAGAAUUAUGUUGUGAGCCAAGUUACUUUAAGCAUCAGGAUACAAUUAGUCCCCAUUUCUGUGACAAUCACGUGACACACCUGCUCCGUAAAAGCGCUGUAAAUACUGGCGGUGAUGAAACAAGCCCCCAUUUAUGGCUGAAGGGCUCACGCCACUGAAUGUCAAUCAAGUUGAAUGUUACAUUUGUAGAAAUGCGAUUUCCUUCCUUUUUAUGUUUUGUCAUUCCUUGUUUUUAAUAUUGUGUACAAAAUAAUUAAAUUAAUUUGUAAAAAAAAAAGAACAAAUUUGAUUCUUACUUUAAACUACACAUUUAUUAUCGCAGUUACAUGUUUGUAUUUCUUUAUAAGAAAAAAAGGUUACUUUCUGAUUAACGGUGUCUAAAUAGCGUUAAACGAGCAAUGCAUUUCAACUUCAGGAAUUAUUUAAAUUCACGCGACUCCUUAAUUGUAAUGUUGCAAUUAUGCUUUACCCUUGGGAAAACCCGAAAUGACGGCCACUCUCCGCCACAUUCACACCUAGCCACGUGGCCUCACAUACCCCAAUUCGCACAUUCAUAGCCUUCUGCUCUGCAAUGUAUAGAAAAUAUAAAAAGUUUCACACAAGAUUUUAUAUUUAAAAUUAAAAAAAAAAACGCAGGGUCGUGCAUUAAAUGAGGAAAGCCAAAAAAGUGAUCAAAUCUCUAUGCUUAACCGAGCAAUGGGGGCAGUAUUCAUUUCCAUUGGAUGGCCGAGCUAGAGCUGUAAAUUCCACAUUCCCAUGGAGGGUUCUCAUUUCCUCCAAAGGACAACUGUUGCUGUACAAAAGAGUGGUGCUCAAACAUUACCGCAUUAAUAUUAACGCCAAACUAAUCCAUGGGUCACUCAUUUUACUGGUGCAUGCAAACAUUGCAUUCGAUGUCUGGUUAUAUAUGUUAGAUUAAUUAUCAAACCACAGUGUACUGGAAACAUUCAGGGUACCCAUUGUUUUGGCUGGGAAUACACCAGAAGCGAGCGUGUAAUAUAAAUUGUGCAGAGUAAGCUCCAACAAAUACAAUUCGAUUUUUAAAGGAUAAAUGAUCGGUGUGAAUAAUAAUCCACGUAUGAUUUUUCUUUCUCCAAGAGCCCAAAGUCUCCCCAGUUCCGUGGAGUUUAGUUUUUUUGUUAAAAGUGCCGGAUAAUAUACCGUUAUCAAUCAUAAGUCAAUUGAUGGAAAAUCCGACUCUCAUUACUCAUUCGUCUCCACCAAGCUGCUUCAGCCAUGUUAACCUACUCAUCACCAGGCUUUUUCUCAUGCAAAUGUCACAUCUAUACACACAUCAUCAUCAUGUGUCAUUUGUCAAACACUGGUGUUUAAUGCGACUCAUAGAUACUUAUUGAUGUACUUUAAAACCCAUAAACGUGGGUAAACUAUAAUGUGAUUUCUCAACCAAAAGUUAUUGGUCAGUUUCCGUUGUCAUUUUACAUGUUUUAACGUGAAUGGUUUUACGCUAGCAGUUGUUGGUGGCUAUAAACACGGUUUUGUUAUCGUAAUACAGUAUUGUGUAUGUAAAUGUUCUAGAUUACGUGACACGAAUCAGGAAAUGCUAACUGCAGAACAAAGUAUUUAUCCUAUAGUUAAUUGCAGGUGCCAAAAUAAAAAUGGAAGUGCCCAAGCUUCCGGUCGCCGCAAAAAAAAGAAAUGCUCGGCUGCAACGAAGUGCAUUAUGGGAUACGGAAACGAUGCACAGCAUGUGCAGCGCCAGAUACGGUAGCUUUAUAAAGUCCGAUUACAAUGUAUGCCGUUACCGGAGCAACCUGUUAAACCAACUUGAGAAGUGCGGAUGUAAUGUUCCCUAUAAUGCCUAACGUAAGAACUACUUGUACAUAAUAAAAUGACGGUGACAUUUUGAUAAGGCAUAUUAAUAUUUAACGAAUAUACUGAGAAAUAAAUGUAUCCUUGUGAUGCAGUAAAAACGGCUUCUAGGAGAUAUUUAAGGCCAUCAGCACCAAUACUUUUCACUUUCCAGUUCCCCACUACUGGAUUACGGGUUGAUUGAAGGGCUUAAUACAUGUGACAAAAAAUCAUACAGACAAAAAAACGAAUUAAAUGUCAGCCGCACUGUAUUUAUAUUUGUACAUGAACAACACAUUACACUGCAAAAUAAGAGUUUAUCUUCGAAGACCAUCAGGCACAGUUUAAUGCUCAUUUUGCACACACACACUUCUUAUGAGCACAUUAAUUGUUCAGACAAUAAGUUUUGCACAAUUACAGAAAAUUUACGAAAAUGCACCGAGGUGCCUAAAACAGUAUUGUUGUUCUUGUCGAACCUAGAACCACUAAAACUGCCAUGAUGAGGUCUUGCCGUGGCUCUUGGGGGCUUACACUGAAUCCAAACACUAAGCAAUGAUCACCUAAAGUCUGAGCUUCAAUCUGGGCCACCAGCCAUAAUUAAAACUGGGUUCUCAAACGUACAUUUGGACAAGGCUUAAUUCGCUGUUUUCCAGCAUUGAAGGCUUAAAAUCAUUUUUGUUUGGCAGGCAACAAUUAUCACUUCAACAGGGCAUGUGUGAAAGGGCAAUGCCCCAAUUGAAGGGACAUGAUUAGUAGUUAUGUGAUGCCCCCCACCCUUCCAGAGGCUGUUCUCUAACACAGUGACGCACUGCUUUUUACUCGAGUUCUGAAUGGAACAAUGUUCAUGCCGUAACAUAUCACCGAUGGCACAGCUGAUCAUCGCACGAUAUGAAUAUAAUCCAGGCUUAAGACACAAAAACGUGCACCAUCCACAUGUAUGAUAAAAGCCUGACCUUGUAAUGGUUAUUAAUUGCAUUUUAAAAGCUUGCCCUGCUUGGGCAAGAAGGGCUUAUUAACAAAGGGGAGUUAUAACAAUGGGCAAAGUCAGAACAAUGACAUCAUGCACUACAGGUGUGCAAGGACCUGGAAACUCCUAUCUCGUGCACAUUACUCCGGCCUCUCGUGCCUCAUCAGAAAUUACUCGGAAACCUCCUUUGGCCUUCAUCGUGGAAAUAUCUCUGCCUCUCUUUGCAGGUGCCCAGAGCAGGCAUUCAUAGCCUCGCUCCCUUAUGCCAUCAAUCACCUGCGCGGCAUGGUCUCUUCGACAAAACGAAUCAGGAUGCCAUUCUUCUCGCGAGCGAAAAAUCGCUUGGAGAUUUCAUAAGGGGUGCCGCGUUUUUAAAUUGAAUACAAAAAAAACAAUGCUGCUUAUCAAGAGAACACCAAUUUUUGUUUUAUCACCAUCGACCAUUUCUGAAACUUUCUUCACAUACUCCUGCCCAUCACCACAGAAUAAAUGAAAAACACUGAAUAAACUUAAACUAUUCACGUAUUCAUUCGUGUUCGAGCUGCACAGGACGAGGACUUAAUGAGGCAUAGUUAUUGCCUUGAUUCAACUUAACAAAGUUGUGGCUCUUCUCUGGUUAAAAAAUAAUAAUGCCACACAAGCCACCAACCAGCUAGACAAAUCACAAUGCAUUUUGAUUUCACUGUCACAGAAAUUGUCGGUUACAUAAUUACAGUUCUUAAAUAAUAAUAAAAACUUAGAUUUUUAUACCACAUGUAAAAAGCCCUUUGUUGCAAAACUCAAGAUGUGCCAAACUGCGAUGUGCCAAUGAAUAUUGUGAGUGUUUCCAUGAUAUGUAACACAUAUUUGGCUGCCAUUUAAUUAGCCAUUGCAUAUUUGAAAAAAAUUAUUGGGUUAAUCCAAUGACAGUAUCGUAUGCAUGCUUACUUUUUUCUGCUCCUGCAUCCUUCACGUGCGUGGGAUUUUUUUUAUUCUUUUGAUCACUGCCAACCCAACUGAAGGCACAUUAAGUUCCACUGUAUGCAUGCUAACGUGAUGUACGUAGCGCUGUAGUUUAUGUCAGUCGACGGGGGGCAACAACAACAACACAAAACCACUGAGCGCGCACAACCCGUUAAAACGCCAAGGUUACUUUCCGGUGGCACAACGUGGCCGUGGCCACAAAAGGCCACCGUGGUGCACAGCCGCUCGUUCUCUCGAUCCGUGAACUCUGCGCUGACCCUGCACAAAGAUUCAUUUCAGGAGGCGCCGUGCGUACGCUUUCGCAUCGGCGUUGCCGAGGGCAUUUCAAGCCGUCCCAGCCCAGGGCUAUGUCCCCCCCCCCACUUCCGCAAACCACCUAACGCGCAGUCCAUGCUGGCACCGCAGAGGGCAUUGCUUCUCUCGUCCAACGAUUGUGCCACUUAGGUCAACGGUAGCGCCUGGAGAGGAUUGACAACAAAAAUGCGUGUGUGUGUUAUGUACGUUUAAUUUCACUGUUAAUUCUUGAUGUUAUUGUUAUUUGGCCACGCAAAUGUAAUUUGUUUCUGGGAAUGAUCAGUGUUAACAAAAAAAAGAAAUACAUGACAAACGUGUGAAGUCAUUUUACUGUUAUAAAUGUGCUUUAAUCAUCACCUGCA